Pseudonaja textilis is the source of this 446-nucleotide messenger RNA. The record is from RefSeq and is a predicted model, not a curated record. NCBI's taxonomy places the organism in Eukaryota, Metazoa, Chordata, Lepidosauria, Squamata, Elapidae.
GCAUCAGCUGCUCCAAAGAGUUGUACCUCAACCAAGUUCAGUGAGGAAUCAUGAAGCCAGGAAGCUUUCUGCUGUUCACUCUGCUAUUCUUCUUUCUUUACUCCAACAUUGCUGCCCAUAAAAUCAAUUUAAGGGAGUAUUGUAAGAACUACCCAAGCAAAAUCUGCACCCUGGAAUAUCAAGCCCACUGUGGCUCUGAUGGAAAAACCUAUAGCAACAAAUGUGCCUUCUGCAAUGCAUAUAUUAAAAGUGGUAGAAAACUUCGGCUGAGAUAUCUUGGAGAAUGUGUGAAAUUUGAAGAUGCAGAAGAUUAAAGAACAUUUGUGAGAGUGUAUCCCACAAUCUUGACACCUUGUUCAUAAACUACCCCAUGAAAAUAUCUGUUCUUCCCUCUUCUUCUGCACUAUUGCUCUAUUAAAUGUCCUAAUCUGAUUUAUAAAUAAAAA